Molecule: messenger RNA, 4026 nt
Organism: Didymella exigua CBS 183.55
Lineage: Eukaryota; Fungi; Ascomycota; Dothideomycetes; Pleosporales; Didymellaceae
Exons: 5
Coding region: 244-3681 (1145 amino acids)
Biological process (GO): actin cortical patch assembly; regulation of actin filament polymerization
Cellular component (GO): nucleus
Molecular function (GO): identical protein binding; protein-macromolecule adaptor activity; ubiquitin binding
Source: RefSeq, a predicted model, not a curated record
GUUUGGUCUUACUGCGCCAAAUAUCACAUUAAUAGCUGUUGUGAGCAUCUGCCCCAGGUGCUGCUCUACCUCACGCAGGCCUCGGCCAGCUUGCCCCUGCCAGCCCCUCGAGGUACAACAUAACCCCCGUCGCCCGCCGAGAGCUUCCAGCUAUUGCGCCUCACAGCCAUCCAUCGUCAUCCGCACAGCACCGAAACACACACACGCCCGCGAAGAAGGUGCGCCGCACCGUCGAACGUCACAAUGGUGUUCCUUGGCAUAUAUCGCGCCCUGUACGACUAUGUGCCCCAGAGUGACAACGAGAUUGCGCUCACGGAGGGCGACAUGCUGAUGGUCCUGGAGAAGUCGGCUGACGACGACUGGUGGAAGGCCAAGAAGAAGGGCCACAAUGAAGAGGAGGAAGAGCCAGAGGGUCUGAUCCCAAAUAACUAUAUUGAGGAGGCCGGCCCCGUCUCGCAAGCCAAAGCUCUCUACGACUAUGUGCGCCAAACGGACGAAGAGCUGUCGUUCCAGGAGGACGCCGUGCUCGACGUGUACGACAUCUCAGAUCCAGACUGGUCCCUCGUGGGCUUUGGCGGAGACUACGGGUUCGCUCCAGCCAACUACAUUGAGCUAAUCAAGAGUGGAGUGUCGCCAGUAGCGGCAGCGGCAGCAGCAGCAGGCACAUCGCCCGGGCUGCCUCCACGCCGUCCUGCAGCUCCCGAAUCAGACGACGAGCAGGACCCUCCAACACCAGACAGCCCUCCCCACCAGAGUCCUGCGACUGCUCUCGCCAGCAUCAUCCAGAAGAAGUCUGAGCAGCAGACAGCCACACGCUCGACAAUCUCUCCGCCGCCAAAUGUGGCCGCCGCGCCUCGAAAGCGAGUCCAGUUCACUCCGGAAGAGUCCGACGAAGAAGUAGCGCCGCCGCCUCGCCUACCCAACCGACCUCCCUCGCAGUCGUUCUCGCCCGAGCCUCAAUACACUUCUGCGCGCUCGCCCUCGCCUGCUCAAGUCAGGCCGCCACCAACUCGAAGCGUUACGUUUGACGCGUACGACCCUCCACCGCGCGACAACGGGCCUGGCACACCUCUCUCAGGCUCUGGAUACCACCUGUACAACAUCUACGAGUACCUGACUCAGCCCGGCAAGAACAAGAAAAUGCCUGUAACGUUGGGUAUCAAUAUCCCUCGGGGCAUGAUCAUGAUUGCGCCUGAAAAAGCGCGAGAUGGAGCGCAGGAAGAAUGGUCAGCAGACAAGAUGGAGUACUACUCUCAGGAGGGGAAACACAUCUUCAUGGAGCUGAAGCAGCCCAGCAAGAGCGUAGAUUUCCACUGUGGAGCCAAGGACACCGCAACAGAGAUCAUGUCAGCUCUCGGAGAGUUGGCAGGUGCUGCCAAGGGUGCUGGUUUACGUGAGGUGCUCGCUGCUGGCUCUGGGCACUCAAACGUGCAGAAGAAGGGUGUCAUGCUCUUCGACUUCAUGGCCCAGGGUGAUGACGAGGUCACAGUUGGUCUUGGUGAUGACAUCCUGAUUCUCGACGACUCCGCCAGUGAUGAAUGGUGGAAGGUCCGGCGGUUGAAGAACGGCAAGGAGGGUGUUGUUCCCGCUAAUUACGUCGAGAUUACAGAGACCGUCCCAAUUUCGACUCCCGCAGGUGUUGCUCGACCCGCAACGAACGCCGGCCGAUCGACUGUAGAGCAGAACAGGCGGGAAGAAGAGGAGAUGGCUCGCCAAUCUUCGAGACGAGACAGACCAAAGAAUGAUGCGCGAAGUGAUCAGAGAUCAAGCAUGCGCGAAAACUCCGCCAGAGACCCGAAAUCGUCGUCCUCUAAGUCAUCGUCGUCGAAAUCCUCCUCCAAGCCGAACUCUGCAAAGGUGCGCACAUGGACUGAUCGAAGCGGCUCGUUCAAAGUCGAAGCCGAGUUCAUUCUGCUCAAAGAAGGCAAGAUCCACCUGCACAAAAUCAAUGGCGUCAAGAUUGCCGUGCCCGUUACAAAGAUGUCUGUCGAGGACUUAGAGUAUAUCGAGAACGUCACAGGCGAGUCUUUGGAUGACGACAAGCCACUUUCCGAGAUCAAGAGGAGGAGCACAGUCCGCGCGAAUGACCGAGCUGCUGCUUCGUCUCCUGGAAUCUCGGUUCAGAAGAAGUCCAGCUAUGACUGGUUUGACUUCUUUCUGAAGUGUGGUGUCAAUCCUCAGAUCUGCGAGCGCUACGCACAGGCCUUUGAAAAGGACCAAAUGGGUGAGGAGAAUUUGCCCGAUAUCACCCCUGCGCUGCUGCGCACAUUGGGUCUAAAGGAAGGUGACAUCCUCCGUGUCACAAAACACCUUGAUAGCCAAUACAGUCGCAGUGCUGGUGAGGCUGGCGCAGAGGGUGGUUCUGGAGGCUUGUUUUCGGGUCCGGGCGGCACAUUGCGAAACAACACUCGCAAAGGACGUCCUGCUCCUCCUGUCGAGACGAACAACGAGAUUGAUGCCAAGGCAUUCGAGCAGAAGUCCGAUGAUGCAGUCAAGAAGCCAGCAGACGCGACGAGGACGCCUUUGGCAUCUGCCCCUAUUCCAGAAAGGAAGUCUGAGGGUGCUAACGGUUUCGAUGACAAUGCAUGGGAUGUCAAGCCUGCCAGAUCGACCCCUGCAGCGCCAGCACCUGCAGCAUCACCACCUCCAGCUCAGACUGCUCCAUCUGCACCAAAACCACCUGCACUCACCGGCUCAAUGAACGACUUGUCUCUGUUGGACAUGCCCGCACUUAAGCCAGAAGAGUUACCCAAGGCUCCAGAGCCUACCCCUGCACCUGCACCUGCACCUGCAGCGGCACCCUCAUCCACCCCUGCUCAACAACCACAGCUCACUGGAGCCACGAUGUCUCUGUUCGAACAGGUUGCCGCCAUCAAGGCGCUUACUCAACCACAGAACAUGGCACCACCUCGCAUGCGACCGCAAGCACCUCAGCAAUCAGGUCCUGGUGGUCUUAUCGCGCCUCCGCCACAGCGGUCAUCUUCAGCACCGCAGAACCCGCAGCAGAACAGCGCUUUCGGACCCCCACCGGCUCUCAUGCCACAGCUUACCGGCUACCAAGGCAAUCCCAGUGUGCCUCACAUGGCUCCUCCUGGACAGAGCAUGAAUGACCAGCAGAACAUGAUGAACAUGCAACGAAUGCAACAACAGAUGACUGGCUUUCCUCAGCAGAACUCUGGAUUCAACAACUUCCAGCAGAACGGCCUGAUGCCCCAACCAACAGGUUUCCAGCAACAACAGAAUGGUUUCGCGUCGUUCCAACAGCCCCAGCCUACUGGCUUCCAGCAACCAAUGCAAACCGGAUUCGGUCAGCAGAGCUUCCAGCAAGGCUUCGGCAACGGCAGCCCGUUCGCAGACCCACCACGAGCGCCUUUCCAGCCCCAGCCCACUGGGUACAACGGCUACCAACCAUCGCCACUUAACCCCCAGGCUACAGGCAUUAACCAGUUCCUGCCCCCUGCGAUCCAGCCUCAGCCUACUGGCUUCGGACAAAGCCCACCUCCCAUGCCUCCAAUGCCACCGAUGCCAUCAAUGCCCACAGCGCAGCCGCUGGUACCUCAGAAGACCGGCCCGCCUCCUCCUGUUCGCUUUGGUGUUCAGGCCGCGAAGAAGCUGGCCCCACAGCCAACGGGGAAGGCCAGCCUUGCCAAUGCUACUCCCCAAAACCCAUUCGGCUUCUAGUUGUACGGUUGCUUUGUGGAAACCGCUGUUCUUUCUUGACUUGGACAUGGCUUACGGAUUGCUGGUUGUUUUGAUUGCGCACGUGCAUGUACAUACUUCGAUCUUGAUCAUGGCUUGCUUCAUGGGUGCACAGGCAUAGCUGGAUCAUACCAUAUUGUUUUCGUCAGCUAGGCAUUUGCUCUUAUUAUGUAUGCGUUUUCUGUUGUAUGGUCCGUAGAAUCGUUGUAAUUGCAGUUGGAGGUUGUUCGAGAGCAUGUGUCCCGGAGCUGAGCCUAAGAUUUGGAAGAUCAACACGAGCUGCAAGCAUAAUCGGACCUUUUUUAAUUCAAUAAUCACGAUGGGUCG